GUUCAAGGAAAGAUAGGGGUUUGACGCACAUUUACAUACUACGUCAGCACAGAGGUUAUAACAGGCUGUGGUAAACACAGAGAGCUCACGGUAGGCAGCAGGGAGUGAACUGUGACCUGCUUCAUAACAUACAUAAACCAUGUGUAUUGAGAACAGCAUGUAUUUGGACUGCUGAACAUGUUCUGCACGUUUCAAAGGGGUGUGGCAGAAAAACAAGUAUUCAUGAUAAGAGAGAAACCUAGUGGACUGAACUCCUGUCCAACUCUUUCCCAAAGAAUAUGAGGUGUAGCCAUGUGUUAGGCCUUUGCCUUGUGUUUACUUAUAUGGGAGAUAACAUACUUAAAAUUGAACUCUGCCAAAACAUAAGAAUUCCGUUAUAAAUCACUCACCUUCAAGUCUUUUGAUGUUGAAGUUUGGUUUCACUGCUGUCUAUAAAGGAUCUUUUUUUAAAUGUAGGUAACGAAGAAACGUUGGUCCCUAUUCAUUUCUAUUGUCUGGACACAAAACCAAUGCCAAGUCAAUGGGGAUCAAUUUGUUUUUUUUCUUUUAUGUUUUGGAGAAGAAAAUCUCACUGGUUUAAAAUGACAGCAGGCAAAAGGGGAUGGGAUGUCGCACAUAUACACAACGAGCAGUUCGGAGACAGAAGAAAUACGCAGAUGCCCGACGACUACCCACUUCAGUAUACCAGCCUGGGGAUAAGGUCUGGCUUUCUCCGGAUAUUCGUCUCCGAAUGCCGUGUCGUAAGCUGAGUCCCUGUUACAUUGGACCUUUUCCCAUGAAGAGGCAGAUCAGCGAGGUCUCCUUCGAACACUCACUACCCCCCAAAUAUCAGUUUGCAUCCACCUUCCAUGUAUCCCUUCUCAAACCCUUCACUGACCCUUUGUCUUCUUCACCCACAGAAUCUGAUGUGCCGGACUCACCUUCUCCUCCCGAAGUCACUGAGGAAGAGUCCAUCUACAAGGUGAUCGCCAUCAUGGACUCCCACCGCCGAGGCAGUCAGUUGGAAUACCUGAUUGACUGGGAAGGCAUUGGACCGAAAGAACGAUCAAGGGUGAACAGAGACGAUGUUCUAGAUCCAGCUCUCCUAGAGGAGUUUAUAUAUAGGAGUAUAACACCUCACACCUCAACGUUUAGUAUCGUUUUGGAAUUACCCAUAACCUGCCAGACACAUCAACCACAUUGCUAUCUUCAGCAAUCCUCAGCCUUCUACCAGUCGUGA
Molecule: messenger RNA, 1219 nt
Organism: Triplophysa dalaica
Lineage: Eukaryota; Metazoa; Chordata; Actinopteri; Cypriniformes; Nemacheilidae
Exons: 2
Coding region: 602-1219 (205 amino acids)
Source: RefSeq, a predicted model, not a curated record